Pocillopora meandrina is the source of this 7866-nucleotide messenger RNA. The record is from the annotation of a GenBank genome assembly. NCBI's taxonomy places the organism in Eukaryota, Metazoa, Cnidaria, Anthozoa, Scleractinia, Pocilloporidae.
AUGAAGUUCUUGUGUAUACUGUUGAUUUUGGGGUCGAUGGAAAGUGGACGAAGCGCCCCUUUUGACAUUUCCGAUACCAAGUGAGUACUGAAUGAUCUUUUUCAGUAACAAAUAUUAUGAAUUCCAGUACAGAAACGAAAACGGUAAGAAUUAUUUAAGCUUUAAAUCAAAUAGAAUCACUUAAACUAUUACUUGAUCACGACGAAAACUGCGUCACUAUGUAAUUUAAUUCGAAAGUUUUCACUGGCUCAGACAUCAGACACCAUGGUUUACGAAGCAUUACACCAAGUAAGGGGUGUCAGCUAAAACUCUGUCUUUUGUUUUGUUUCUAUGUAAUGAAAUAAUAAUGCAUUGAAAAGAUUACAGUUUGAGCUUAAAAUAACAAAAUCAUCUUUUCCACAGAGUUUUCUCCUCUCAUCUCGACUGUGCGUCAAACUAUGAAGCAGGAAACAAGAUUGAAUGCAAAUUCCAUUUGAAAAACAACGAUCAAGGAGACUAUUCAGUGCUAAAAUGGCGUACACUGCUGGAUGGACUGAGAUCAAAUUGCCUGACAGUCAUUACCAAUGGGGAGAAGCUAAAAUACGAUAGUAUUUACCUGAAGCGCUCCGCUCCAGGCCCUGAUCAAUACUUGCACGUCAAACCCGGACAAACAGUGUCAUCCAUCUUUGACGUUUCAGAUGCGUAUGACAUGACCAAAGCUGGCCUGUACUCUAUAGCGGUGGACACUAAUUUAGAGUAUGUAGCAGGAAGCUAGAACAUGUAUCUUCCCCUGCCGUAAGUUUCGAAGUUGUAAAAGAAAGUUUCAUUAAGGAAGCCUCGGACCAAAAAGCGCGCUUUCUUGAAAGAAAAUACCGGGAUUCAAAGGAAAGUUUGACAAGGGCGCGCGCGGCCUCGGGAGAUGAGUAUUUAAGAAAAGCAAAUUAUACCGCGGAAAUAUAUAAAAAUCCGCCUGCACUGGCGAUUGAUGGUGAUCGAAGGGAUGCAAUACUGGUAAAUAAAACAACAAUAAUCUUUUAUGCUGCCAUCUUCAACACGAUAUUUGCCUUUGAGGUCUCAAAAAAACUGGUUACGAAAGUGCUAAAAUUUGGCUUGGAACUGCUCCUAUUAGUAAACUCAGAGAGGUUUUUUAGACAAAAUGCUUGCUAAUAUGCAAGGGAAAUUUUUUGUUUAAGCUUUGGCGGGGCAUUCUGCAAAAGCGGCAUGUCUGCGCACGCCUUUCACGGAUCAUGCGUAGUAUUUUUGUACGACAUGUACAACAGUUUAUAUAGCAAAGUGGGGGUGAUAGUUCAUGAGCUAAGUCACGCAUUGGCUGGCACAGUUGAUAUACAGCUUGGUGAAGGUGUCUCAGCAUAUGGAGUGGAAAACUGUAAAAAGCUCGCCAAAGAAAAUCCUCAACUUGCAGUCCAGAACGCUGAUAAACCUGAAUAUUUUGUGGAAAGCUGUGGUAUUACACUGUCUUGAGGUUCCCGUUGUCUAGCUCUCAGGGGCGUGGGAACCACUUUUUAAUGGGUUAUACAGGGAUAUUUCGGCUGCAAGAGGUUCCGUAUUCAAUAACUUAAAUUGUAUGUAUGCAGAGGAGUUUUAAAUCAGUGUUAAAGAAGUUUAAGGUUACUCAAGAAAAUAGCGGAUAAAACUUGCUAGGGCUUUAAAGAAAACGCUUCUCGUGUUAUACUUUUAAUGACCAGAGAUUUCAAGAACGGCGAAAGCUAAGCCUUGUCUGCACAAAAAGGCUAUUUUCUUAGUGAUUGGCUACAUCCAAGAGGCAAAUAAUUCAGUUAGUGUAAUAUUUUACCAAAAAUUAAAAUAAACUUAUCUGGCCAAGAAUAAGAAACUUUUCUAUUUUUUGCACCUCCGCCCUCCUUGAAUAAGCUCAUGGAAAGGAAAAAUAAGGAAAAUGUAAUAUUUCAUGACACUGGAAGACAAAGACAUGCCAAAAUGGAAAUUAAACAGGUUUUCUUUUGUCGGAUCGGAUUGGAGGAUUUUGGUUGUGUCGCGUUCAAAUUUUCCAAUCCCUCCAUAAUAUGUAACAUUCUUAUGAUCCCCUACACAUUGACAGUAAAUUGGCGGUCAACUAUAUAUUCCCUUCCUUUAUACUCUGUUGGCCACGACUGAUCCCCUGUGCCCCCCUGAAAACCAUGAUAUGAUCCCAUUUCACUCCCAUAAGUGAUCGAGACAGAAUUUCUCCUUAUAAUACCAAUACAAUAUCAUGCAGACACGUGAUGAGAAUUAAAUAAAUAUUAAAUAGGUGAUUAUUAGUUGAUCCAAUACCAAAUUCUCCAAACUAGCAUCACAAGAACUUUAUGUUUGACAGUAAGGAGAAUUACUAACGAGAUCUUGAGAGUUUAAGGGUUAAGGUAUUCGUCAUUAUUAUCACUAUUAUUAAUAGGUGGAUGAUUGGAUAGGGAAAUAGAAUGGCUUUUAGGGGGUAUGGAGGGUGGGGAAUCAGUCGUCAGAACAUUAGAACAUUACAAAAUCCGCCGAACCCCUCCUCCCUCGUGAUAAAUAAUGCUGGUCUGUAAACUUGGAGAAACUACGUUUUAUUUUAACACAAAGUUGUGUCAAAGUUGCCAGCAUGGAGACUGAAAACAAUGCAUUCUAAUCCUAGUUGUAUACACGAAGUUUGUCAUCAUAGACCUAGUUAAACGGUGUAGCCUGGCACGAGAAUCCUCUAGUUCAGUGGUAGAGUUUCCGAAGUACUAAUCGUUGGUUUGACACCUAUUGGGGGCACUCUAAUUUCUUUUUCUUUGAGUACAACUUCGUCACUCACAUAAUAACACUUUCCACCUUCUUCAUUGCUUCAGUGUAUCAUGGUUACCACUUUCAUUUAAACCAAUGCUUCCCACGAGGAUAGCUAGAGGAAAAAACUAGAGGUCCUUGUACAAAUACCCAUAACUAAAUCUCUUGAAUUGUGUUUCGUUAGUCCCCUCGCUUACGUCAAGUCAAUCUCUAGCGGGUGAACAGGAUCCUCUUAACAUGGUUUUGUCUUGUAUCAGAAAAUGACCAUAAAUUUUAGUUUCAAGUGAACUAAAUUUCUGUACCCCUAACUAAUUUUCCGGCUCACUGCCUCAGUUUUUCUCACUAUAAACCCAGACCCUCUUCAACUCUCAAAAACUGAAAGGCAAUUCGUGGCAAUACUGACCCAUCUGUCGUGGCUCCUGGUCGAUAGGUUUGUUGGUUACUAGCGAAGGGGCAAAAAAAAACAACCAAACAACAACAAAAAAAAAACUCAAGGAAAAGUGUAAGUUUCGAUGUUUUCUGGGGCGACAAUUACCUCUAAGAAGGCGAGCGGUUAUCUGAUGGCGUGUGGUGUUCAGGGUAGCUUUUCAUUGCCAAAAUCUAGCUCGCCAGGCCUCCAUAAUCCCAUACUGUCAUUGAGAAAGUGAUUUUGGGAUUGUGGUAAAGUGAAAAAGGUCAGCAAUUUACUGUCAAAGCAGAAAAUGAACAGACACAUUUAUUUGUCCCUUGAUUAACACAUACCAUUUUCAUGUAAAUUAUAUACUGUUUGCUGCUUUUGACCUAAGAAGGCGCAUAAUAUACUCAUUUUCUCUUACAUUGCUUCAAAUUACUUGGAAACUAACAGCUGGAGAAGAAAGAUAAAAUAGCUUAGUUUCUUGCAGACUUCCAGCACUUCCCUCGACAUAUUCCAGGUACAGGUCUAUUGCCACAGUGUAUGUUCCAGCUUUAGUAGUGUCGUAUUCAGAAGAAAGAUCGAACUUUGACGAGACGGUUUCUCCAGCGGCAAUGGUCAAGAAAGCGCCUGCACCGGGAUCUUCUCUCUUCAUCAUUAUACCUUCUGGACUCAGCUCCUUUCCGUCUUGGCUGACAGUCAGACCGUUCACGGCUAGGUCGUUCAGCGGUGUGUUCCAUUUUAGAACCGAAUAUGUGCAGUCACCGUUGUUUGUCAGGCUGAAGUCGCAUACAACUGUGGCUGUUGUUUGAUAAGAAGUUGCACACUCGACUGAGGCAGAAAAAAGCCUGGUAGAGAAAUAAAUGAUAUUCUGUAAACUUCUGGGUUUAACCUUAUCCUCAAUUCUAUACGGAUCAAAACACUUUUUCUGUGGUGUUAGUAUACACAUUAAGGGCUUGAAAAGGAAAAAAACUAAAUCUGCCCGAAAAAAUGCGUUAACAUUAUUAAUGAUUACUGGAUGGCAAGAAUAGAAGUAAACUUCUAAACCUGUGCCUUGUUAUUAUCUUUUUUUAAUCAUAUAAUGGACAAACAAAUUUUUUUAAGAUAAUGAAAAUUGUUCAAACAAUAAUAUAUAAAAUCUGGCUAAACCAAAGCCUGCUUAGUCUGAUCAUCGUGCAUGACAAUUAACUGAACCGAAAAUUACCGUUUUAUUCUCUUUUUGCCGCUAAUUUUAUUUCUUUGUAUCACACUCACUCAGCUUCUCGUGGAUCCUCUGCCCACACAUGUGUUGUUAAUACAAUCAAAGUAGCUGACCAGCUGCAGAGUAAUAUCUUUGGUAGGAUCAAGACUUUCAUCUUAAGAAAAAAUACACAAGACCGUAAGCAUGUAGAAUUAAAAUAACUCAAUAAAUAGAUCUAUAAAUUAAAGAUGAUUAAGGAACAGAUUAGUAAAAGGCUCUUAAAUGAUUCAAGUUUGUUCGUAUUUGUUAAUUUUUCAGUCAUCUCUCUUUCUUUUCAUGUAUGUUAAAUCAAUAGAUAUAAAGUGGAACCAAAUUCAUUUCCAGUCGCUCUGAAGACACGUUGCACUGAAUACGUAGCAUCAUGAGAACGGCCAUUUUCUUCGUUCUUCUCAGCUUUUCCUAUUCUCGAUGAUCCUUAUUCACGACAAGUGAUAGACACCCGAAUGCCAGAGGCGUUCUCCGUAUGGCUUCAAUCUCGUCUUUUUUUUCUUGUUACUUAUUUUGAUGAAUGAGAAUACAGAUUAACCUUUUGAUUGUGGAAUGAACAGUUCCAUUUAGGCUUGUUGGAAAAAAGAUGAACAAUUUCUUUCCUGGAAAGUUUAUCUAUGCAGAUCGAGCUCUUUAUAGAAGAAAUACCUCUCAUCUGUAAGCUGUAGUAAUAAAUAGCUACAUUAUUUUCACAAGUAUCAAACAGGCAGCUAUUUUCAACUUACCAUUUCGUUCGUAGGAAGAAUUGAACAGUUCUGGCACAAUGAUUGUUCAAACGCUAAUGUUAAUAAUUCGAGCCAAAAUGCCACCUCACUAUAAAAAUAUUUAUUCAUGUAGUCCUGGCAGACAAAAAAAACAUUUUUCUUCACAUGGAAACAAUUCAGAAGCACUGUUGCUCGGAAAAUGUUUACUAACGCACUUGGAUGUCUUUGUAUAAUAUGCGGUACCUGUAAAUUAAUACUUAUCGGUAGUAAGCACCUUGAUAAUAGACACAAUUCAGAAGCACUGUUGCUCGGAAAAUGUUUGCUAACGCACUUGAAUGUCUUUGUAUAAUAUACAGAGCCUGUAAAUUAGUACUUAUCGGCAGUAAGCACCUUGAUAAUGCUUGUAAUAAAAAAAAAUUAUCGCUUAACCUGAUGCGAUAAGUUUGAGGUAAUAAUAUAAAAUUGGCGCUUACUUGAUUUGCUUGAAAAAAUGUGACUCGGGCGAGGAAUUACAGAGUUUUGUGUUUCAAUUUCUUUUACUACUAAUGGGAGUAACUAGCUUUAAAAUUAUGAGAAACAGUUGCAAAUAAACCAUUUGAAAACCAAACCGAACCAAAAGUCGGCAAAAUUGUAUUGUUAAUGUUUAGCUUCAGAAACUUCGUACACAUCCAUAAUCGGAUAUUGACUAACAUAAGUAUUGUGAGUUGCGGAGAGACCGUUGUUAUGCGGAAUGAAGAAUGCUCUUGUCACUGCCUUUGUUCAGUUUCCCCAAAUGACUUAAUAAACAUUAUUUAGAGUUACCAUUACAUUAGACAACGAGCGCGCUGCACAUAGACUGGUAAGUUACGUUAAAAUUUUUUUAUAUCCGGCUUUCCGCCUUGCCAAAGUAGUUUUGCAUUGGAUAGUUCUGUUGACGACGAUUAUAUCGGGAAGCAAAGUUUCUGUCGAAUGCGCAAGGCAUUCAGGGGAGUAAUUUUGGGAACGUUAUCGAUAUGAAAAAAGUAAAUUCUUGAAAAAGUCUCCGUUUAAAAAGAGGAAAACCUUGACCACAAAAAAAGGCGACCGCAAAAAAAAAAAAAAAAAAAAAGGCGACCGUCAAUUUAAAAUCUGUUAAGCUAAAAGCACAACUUACAGGAUAAUUCUAAGUCGAAGCUAAAUUAUCUUCAACUAAACACUAAUAGAUGUUGUACAAAUGUACAAAAAUGGCUUCAUUGUCAAUUGUCUCAGUCAAACUAUUCAUGUUCAAAAAUUAAAAAUAAACUCCUCCCAUAUCGAGCGUACUCCAGAAGACCGUGCAGAUGAUUUUGAAAUUACAAUAUACUUUUAAAUCUCUUUUCGUAAAGAACUAAUAACUCGCAGGUUAGUUUGAGUUCAUGUCGUUGAAUCUGAAAAGGCUUUGUUUCUUUGCAGCCAAUUAUGAGAUUCUUGUGGAUAUUGCUUCUACUGACGAUGGUAGAUGGAGAACGAAUCGUAGAAUCUGACAACAAGUAUGUAAUAAGCUACACCUUCCUUUCCUCAAUUCGAUUGCAAGGAUGCAGUAGGGGGGGAUUUAUAUUGAUGGGCCUUUUCAUUUGGCGAAGCUAUGUUAUCAUUUGGAUACUAUAAAAGACCACGUCAAUGAAUAAAUCAAUUCAAGAGUUUAAUUUGUUUGAACGCAAAGAUAUAUGACCCAUUAUACCACGGUUGGGUAUUAGCUGAGACGGAACUAGUAAAACCAUAAAAAAAGUGAUACUUGUUCACUCGCUAUUUGUUCACACAGAAUAUUCUCCUGUCUCCUUGAUUGUCCACCGAGCUUCAAAACUAUUGACAAGAUUGAAUGUAAGUUCCUUUUGAGAAACAACGGUAAACAAGACUAUUCAGUGCUGAAAUGGCGCACACCGCUGGAUGGACUGAGAUCAGAUUGCCUGACAGUAAAUACCAAUGGCAAGAAGCUACGAUACGAUGGUGUCUACAUGAAGCGCUCUGCCCCAGGCCCUGACCAAUACUUGCUCGUCAAACCCGGACAAACAGUGUCGUCCACCUUUGACAUUUCAGAUGCGUACGACAUGACCAAAGCCGGCCUGUACUCUAUGGUAGUGGACACUUAUUUAGAAUAUGUUAUGGGUAGUGUAAUUAAAAAGCCAGUUAUCCAAUCUAACAUAGUUCAUUUGAAAUCUUCUUCUGUAAGUUACGAGAUAGUUGAUGGAAGUUUCAUGAAGCGAACCCUGGGCCAAAGAGCGCGUUCUCUUGAAAGAUCAAACGAAAUUCACGAGGAAAGUCUUACCCGGGAGGGUUUGGACGUUGAAUUUGGUAGGAGAGGAGAAGAAUCUAACGAAAUUAAAUAUUCCAUGCAGGGAGGAUCUAAAGCCUUGAGAGACGAAACAGAAGUGGCAAUUUUGGCUGCUAACACGAAAAUAAAGUCAGCGAUUCAAGAUAUAAAGAAUAAUCCCCAAAGAGCAAAAAUUUGGUUUGGGAAAACCUUUAUGAAAGCAAGAAAGGUAUUCCUAGAUAUGAAAAUGAAAUCGGCGCAGACAGAAAUGAUAUAUAUCUUUGAUGGAAAGCAUUGCAAAAAAAGUGUGUUUGCGUACACUUACCUUGGCUCCCAAGAAAUCUUUCUCUGCAAAGCUUUCAAUGAGGCAGAAACGUUAGUUGGGUUUGAUACCAAAGCGGGAAUAGUAAUACAUGAGCUGAGUCAUGCAUUAAGCUACAGAGACGAUGUAACAUACGGUACGGAUUCUUGUAAAAAACUUGCUAAAAGAAAAGCGAAAAAGGCUCUCAAAAAUGCUGAUAAUUACGAAUAUUAUGUUGAAAGUGCACCAAAUGUAUAG